This is a messenger RNA of Pieris rapae (cabbage white), 1301 nucleotides long. RefSeq names its product ras-related protein Rab-28. The transcript is spliced from 4 exons. Gene Ontology annotation, cellular component: Golgi apparatus; endosome. Gene Ontology annotation, molecular function: GTP binding; GTPase activity. The record is from RefSeq and is a predicted model, not a curated record. NCBI's taxonomy places the organism in Eukaryota, Metazoa, Arthropoda, Insecta, Lepidoptera, Pieridae. The coding region runs from base 208 to 882 and encodes 224 amino acids.
AUUUGGCUUUUGAGAGAUAAUUUAUUGUAUUACUUACUAAUGUUGGUUAAUUCAAUAUGGAACUAAAAAUCUAUAUUAACCAAUUUAUAUAAGCUCUGUCAAUGGGGUUUAUGGUUACUAUGGAGAUUAAUUGGACAACAUAGGUUAACUUAGAAUGUUUAAAACAACAUGUGAUACAAGAAAUGAAAUUAAGCUGAAUAGUCUGUGAUGUCUGAUAAUGAAGAUGAUGUGCAUGGUAAAACUAUAAAAAUUACCCUUGUUGGUGAUCCUGGGACUGGUAAAACAAGCUUAUGCAAUAGAUAUCUUGGUGGUACUGGUAUUACUAGCAGCACUCAUGGAGCAGAGGUAACGGCAGGGCAGUGCCUAGGCCUUCGCCCUCCUAUCCCAUUACAACUGUGUGACGUUGCGGGGAAUGCUUUAAAUACGCCUAUGUUUACUAACUACCUUUAUGCUUCAGAUAUAAUAAUAUUUGUUUAUGAUUUAACCAAUUUACAAAGUUUUGAGAAUUUGGACACAUGGAUUAAAUCUGUAAAUGAGAUUAACAAAGGUGAAGUUAAGAAACCGUUGAUGGCACUUUUUGGUAACAAAUCAGAUUUAGAGCAUCAGAGGGCCGUGAGACUGUCCAGUGUACAGAAGUUUUCUUCCCAACAUUUGCUAGACCAUUUCAAAGGUUCCUCUAGGACUGGAGAAAUGGUAAACGAUGCCUUUACGACUUUAGUCGCUCGUGUCCAAGGCACAAAAGCCAGGUUGAUAUUGGCGCCAGAUAGAAAAUCCCCGUUUAUAUACGAGACUCCAAAGUCCAACGAUCAAGCUCUCAUAAUGAACAGAAAAGCAUUGCGAAAACUUCAAAGGAAGGAGUCUUCUGUCUGCGUAUUGCAAUAAAAAAACUGACAUAUAUUUGUUUUUUUUUUCAACCAAUUAAAAAAAACCAAGUAAAACUGUAAAUGUACACUUUUCAGUGAUUGAAGUUUAUUCUUAUUAAAGUGUUUUGCUGCUUGAGACAUGUAAUAUGUCAUUUUGGGAUAUUGAUAUUUAGCAUUUAUGUACUGUGUUCCAUGGCUAGGAAGUCCUAGUUAUACAAAGUAAAACAGUUACCAUGGCAACAAAUGUCGUAUUACGGCUGUUAAGAGAUUGGUGAGAAUGUGCUUUAAAGUUUUAAGUGACAGUCAAGAACGGUGUAAAUUAUGCAUAACCAGGCUUAUGAAUAACAUCUUAGCAAAUAUUACAGUGCUGUCAUAAUAAUUAUAUAAACCUAGUAUAUAUGAAAGGUAUAGUUGCCAUGUACAGUCAUAUUUUGGUGU